This is a messenger RNA of Vanrija pseudolonga, 1362 nucleotides long. RefSeq lists its product as uncharacterized. The record is from RefSeq and is a predicted model, not a curated record. NCBI's taxonomy places the organism in Eukaryota, Fungi, Basidiomycota, Tremellomycetes, Trichosporonales, Trichosporonaceae. The transcript has 5 exons. Bases 1 to 1362 code for a protein of 453 amino acids.
AUGACCCCGCUGACGCCCGUCGAGUCGAGCACCUUCUUGGUCUCGUGCUCGACGUACAUCUGCUUCGCGGCGCCGCCGAGCGCGCCGCCAGAGUUGGAGCGCGGACUUGUCAUUGGUACCGCCGAGGAGGCUGGACGCGGCGCCGAGGCCGCCACCACCGCCACCUCCGCUGCCCUUGCCGAGCGCCGAGGCGCCAAGUGCGGCAGCGCCUGCCGCCACACCACCGGCCGCAAGGCCGGCGUUAGCGUUGGUGCUGCCCUUGCCCUGCGUAGGGGCGCCGUAGCGCUGGUCGCUGUCGUACGACUGCGCCGCGACGACGUUCCCGUCCGGCCCGACGAGCACGUUACGCUCCACUGUCCCCCGCGGGCCGGAGAGCACCUCGCGCUGCGCGUAUCCGUCGCUCGAAGCGAGGACAUCGCGCUCGGCAUACCCCCGCCCGGUGGACAGGGUAUCGCGUUCGAGCACCCCCGCGUCGGUGGCGCGGAGGUCGCGCUGCGCGACCCCGCGGCUCGUCGCCAGGGUAUCGUCGCGUGCGCGGCGCUCGCGCCCGUCGUGGAGUCGGACAGCACGCCGCGGGAAGCGUACGUCCCUUUCGCGGCGUCGGUGCGCAUGUCGCGGCUGCCCGACAGGCCGCCGGCGCCGAGUAUCGUGUCGUGCUCCGUCACUCCGUCGCGCGUGGCGAAGCGCUCGCGCUCGCCGACGCCGUCGGCGCCGACAUACUUCGCGUGGGAUGCGGACGCGCCGGUCGUGGCGUCAGAGAGCACCCCUCGAGAGGUGUACGUGCCCGUCGCGGCGUCGGUCUGCACGUCGCGCGUGGCGGACAGCCCGUCGGUGCCGACCAUGACAUCGUGCUCCUUGACCCCGUCGCGCGUAGUGAAGCGCUCGCGCUCGCCGAGCCCGUCGGCGCCGACCACCCCGCGGGAAGUGUACGUGCCCUUGUCGUCGACGUGCGCCUCGCGCUUGCCCGACACGCCGUCGCGCGUGGCGAUCGCCUCGCGCUCGACAUACUCGCUCUUGACGGCGCGCUCGCGCCCGCCGUUCCGCGCGUCGUCGCGCGCGACAAAGCCCGCCCGGUCGGCGUUCGCGCCCCGCGUCGCGCCGGCUGUGGAGGCCGUGUCACGCUGUGCGCCGAAAGGGUACGCGCCCGGCCCAGGGCCCUCGCUCGGCGUCGUGUACCGCGACGAGUCGGCAGUGCCGCCGCCGCCACCGCUGCUGCUGGCCAUCCAGGUGCUGAUCGCCGACCGGCUCAUCCUUCACCACGCGCCCGUCGCCAGUGUACCGCUUGUCCCCCGUGGCCGUGACGCCGCGCACGCCCGACGGCUUGCCGUCGCCGCCGGCGUCCAUGAUCGCCAGGUCUUCUGA